Molecule: messenger RNA, 1656 nt
Organism: Acanthocheilonema viteae
Lineage: Eukaryota; Metazoa; Nematoda; Chromadorea; Rhabditida; Onchocercidae
Source: the annotation of a GenBank genome assembly
AUGCGAUUAAACCUGAGAAAUACGUUGACAGUAUUUCGAAAUGAUGUCGAUGUACAGCAUUCAUUAUUUUCGGCUUCAUUUGCUGUAAUAUUAAUCAGUAUGGCGUAUAUAUUUCGUGUUGAACAGUGGAAAUUUGAAUAUGUAGCCUAUUUCUUGUCGAUUCCAAUGGCGGUUUUGUUGUGCGGUUGGCGUGCACGUUGGAAUGCAGCGCAGGCAUCUUUUCUUGGUGGUACAUUCACGUUGUCUUUAUUAUGCGCAUAUACAACAAGUAAUUUGUAUUUAUCAAUAUUCGCGUGGUAUUUCGCAUGCAUAGCGGCAUUUCACUACGGAGAAUUCCUGAUGACAGCGUUAACAAACCGAUCAGACUUGAAUGCUACAUCAUAUCUUCUGGAUCAUUCAGUAGCAUAUUGGGCAGCUGCUCUGAUAAGUUGGGUGGAAUAUGCCGUAGAAGUACGUUUCUUACCGCUUUUGAAAAAUAUUACUAUAAGUUACAUUGGAUUAGGACUCAUUAUAUUCGGUGAAAUUUUACGGAAACUUGCUAUGGUUCAUGCGAAUGGCGGAUUCACGCAUAUGAUUGCAAUCGAAAAGCGUCCAAGACAUAAAUUGGUCACUAGUGGUGUGUAUGGUUUCGUACGACAUCCAGGAUAUCUUGGCUGGUUACUCUGGUGCUUGGGUACCCAAGUAAUGCUCUGCAAUCCAAUGAAUAAGGGGAAUCCAUCAAUCGAUUAUGAAGAUCUAGAAUCAGAAUUUGACUAUGCAAAUGAUGCUGGAAGCAGUAUCGACAGGGGAAGAGGUUGUCGAAUACGAAAUGAUGAAUUAUGGAAGAAACCACAAUUUGGAGAAACUGCCUUACCAGAUCGAAAAAAAGCAAAAGGCGUAUUUGAUAAAGAACAAUCCUGUUUUGAAAGACGAAAACAACGUUUAAUGACAUUGGAUGUGUAUACGCGGCACAAAGAACUCAUAAAUCAGUAUUAUCUCUGUUACCCAGGUGCAACAGCAAAACUGCAGAGAGAUACAUCCCGAGAUCGAACUGAUUAUGAAGUCCUCAAAGAUAAUCACAGAUUUCUUUGGAAUGAUGAUGAGUUAAUGAAAGCAGCAGAAAAGUCGUGGGAAGCUCGUUUAGCCAAGCGAUAUUAUGAUAAACUUUUCAAGGAAUAUUGUAUUGCCGAUUUUUCGCAAUACAAAAAGAAUAGAAUAGCCAUGAGAUGGCGAACUGAAAGGGAAGUCAGGUCAGGAAAAGGCCAAUUUGAAUGUGGUAAUAAAAGAUGCACAGAAAAAGACGACCUUAGUAGUUGGGAGAAUAACAUAAAGAAAAAUGCUCUUGUCAAGUUACGACUAUGUCCCGAAUGCUCGAAAAUGCUCAAUUAUCAUUCGCAGAAAAAGAAACUGGGAAAGAAAGACAAACGUAGAAACAUAAAUAAAAAGACAUUAUCUAAUGCUAGAAGCCGAAACGAAGAAUUCCCGGAAGCAGAUGCUUCAGAGAUUCAGAAAUCUGAAAUUUCCAAAGAGAUACCCAAAGAAGUAGAACAGAAUAUUGAUGAAAAAAUAGAAAAAGAUAAUUUAAUGGAAAUCUGGAGAAAAUCGCCGGAAGACAAUGAUCCGGAAAAGGUUGCUGAGCAGGAACUUGACGAUUUCUUGGAUGAUUUAUUGUUAUAG